UAGCUCCGUCCAUGGGCGCCGCGGCAAACAGAGUCCGGUGAAAAUGGACAAAGGCCGCGCGAGGCUGCCGCCGAAUUAGCAGGGAAGCCGGAAAAUCCACAUACGGAACGGGGCAGUGCAAAUAUUUGCCAGCCUUCCACGAAAAAUACAAAAAAUAAAAGGAGAACACACACAACAAAAGGGAAGCAUUUGUGCGACAAUAGACAAGGAAUUAGUCACAAAAGAAGAAGCAACCGGGUCCAUUAAGACAGCUAACCAACCCAAGAACCCAUCAGAUCCCAUCCCGGCUAGACGUGGUCCACUUAAAUGACCGAAUCCACACAGCUGCAGACGGCGGAGAACAACAACGCGGGCGUGGUCAAAAUGGAGCCCCCGCCGCCGGCGACCUCCUCCGUUUCCGUAUCCGCCGCCGCAGCCGCCCACGCCCUCUCCUCCCUCUCCUCGCUCUCGAUGGCCGCCACCGGAUCCGCCCUCUCGCCGGCCACGCCCCCGCCCUCCUCCCUAAAUCUCUCACACUCAAGCCAGCAGCACUCGCAGCACCAGCAGCACUACGCCCUCAAGUGGAACGACUUCCAGAGCUCGAUCCUCAGCUCCUUCCGGCAUCUGCGGGACGAGGAGGACUUCGUCGACGUGACGCUGGCCUGCGACGAGCGCUCCUUCACCGCCCACAAGGUCGUCCUGAGCGCCUGCAGCCCCUACUUCCGCCGGCUGCUCAAGGCCAAUCCCUGCGAGCACCCGAUCGUCAUCCUGCGCGACGUGCGUUGCGACGAUGUCGAGAAUCUGCUGAGCUUUAUGUACAAUGGUGAGGUGAAUGUGAGCCACGAACAGUUGCCCGACUUCCUAAAGACAGCUCACCUGCUGCAGAUUCGCGGACUGGCGGAUGUGAAUGGUGGUUAUCCCUACUCCAAGGCAUUGUCCGCUGCCUUGAGUCACAACAACAGCAGCAGCAAUAACAACAACAACAGCAGCAGCAACAGCCUGAGCAACAACAAUAAUAAUAACAACAAUAUAGCCGAGAGCAGUAAUCACAACAAGAUUAGCAGUUACUUGCAGCAGCCCACUCAAACGAGUGCCACGAGCAACAACAGCGGCAACAGCAGCAACAGCCACAGCAGCAGCAGCAACAACAGCAGCAGCAACAACAUCAGCGGAUCCCUGAACAGCAGCCUAAAUUCACCGUUCAGCGCGCCACAGGUACCGCCAUCGGUGACCGCCUCGAGUGCAGCGGCAGCAGCAGCAGCAGCCGCGGCUGCAUCGCUCACCGCCGCAGUUGCAGCAGCGGCAGUGGCAGCAACGUCCAGCAGCAGCAGCAAUGCCGGCGGACAGAGCGGCGGCAACUCGAGCGGAACGCCCGCCAUCCAGGAGCUGAAGGCAUCGUCGGCAGCGUCGCCCGUAAGAAACCCGAAUUCGAAUCCGAAUCCGAAUCCCAAUCCCAGCAAAGCCAGCAGCAGUAAUCACUGGGACAUGGGUGAGAUGGAGGGCAGCCGAAAGAGCCACCUGACGCCGCCGCCCCAGAAACGCAUCAAGAGCGCCGAUCUGUUCCGGGCACAGCACGGCAUUAGUCCGGAGCGAUUGCUGCUCGACCGCGAGUUCCCCGUAGCCGGACAGCAUCCCCUCACGCGGAACAGGAGCGGCCGGGAUACGUCCAAGGAUCGGGAGCGCAACAUGGAGUUGAGGGAAUCGCUACUGGGACAGGCUCUGGAGAACAGCAACGGACAGCAGGCCAAUCAGAAACACGAUCUUGGCCAGAGCGCCGGUGAGGAUUCGACCAGCAGUGAUACGGAGCCCUCGGAUCGAGGCGAUGGACAGCACGAUGGAACCCUCGAUGGCAUCGACAAUCAGCGCUCCCACUCGUUCCCCAAUGCAUUCCUCGGCCUUCAGGGCAUUCCCGGUCUCCUGCCAGGACCCUCCGGCAUUAACAGUGAUUUUGGCACAUUCCUGAAUGCCAAGAGCGGCAUCAAGCAGGAGGUGAUGGAGCCGGAAGCGGAGGAGGAUGCCGCCCAGCUUCAGCAGCAGCUGCCGCACGAGGCCCAUGCCGCCGACCGACGUCCUGCGGCCUGCAAACUGGCCAAACUGAUGCAACAGCAGCAGCAGCAGCGGCAGUUGUUUGACCAGCGGCGCAGCCACCACCAGGCGCACCACCACCACCAGCCGCACCAUCGCCACCAUCACAAUCACCACCAUCGCAUCAAUAACAAUAAUAAUAACAACAACAAUACCAAGAAUAACCGCUCGGCCAACUCAUCGCCUACGCCCUCGGCUCGUUCCUGGAAUGACAGCGAAGAGGAUCAGGACAUGGACUGCAACCACAGCCAGCAGCAGCAGCAGUCGCAACAGCAGCAACAGCAGCAGCAGCACAACAGCAACGAGGACGAGGACGAUCGCUCCUCGUCGGCCUCCUCGGCCAUUUCCCUGACCAUGAAGCGAACGCGCCAGGAUAGCGAGUCCACGCUCUAUCAAACGCUGCUCAUGAAACAGGAGCAACACCAGCAGCAGCACCAGCAGCAGCAGCAGCAACAUCAGCAGCAGCAACACCAGCAGCAGCAGCAAUAUCUGGAUGAACUCCAGCAGUCGCACCAGCAACAACUGACAGCCAAUCUGUUUAUGGCCAGGACCAUUGCGCUUAGCAGGUCUCGGGAUUUCCCAGAACUCUUCCAGAACACAAUUGCCGCGGCGGCGGCGAAUGCAACAGCUGCAUCGGUUAGUCCCGGGAACAAUGGCGGUGGAGCGGUGAAGGUGGCGGGACCAGGACCACCCGGAAAUGCUGCUCCCGUGGGAACAGUGGGAGGAAGUGGCGCUGCUGGAAGUGGAGCCACCGGCAGCGGCAGCAACUACAUGCUACCCUGUCCGCUGUGCGAAACGCCGCUGGAGCAGCGCGUCUUCCGCCAGCAUUUGGAUCGCCACUAUCCGCGCGACAGUCCCGUCUGCCCGGUGAUCGAGUGCGGCCGCCGCUUCGCGCAUCCCAAUUCCGUGCGGAAUCACAUGCGGAUCAAGCACACCCUGCAGUGGGCCAAGAUGAAGGCCAUGCGCUCCUCGGGCGGCCCCUUCGCCGGCGGCCCGGACUUCAAAUGAAACUGCGAGGCCGUG
Messenger RNA from Drosophila takahashii, 3087 nucleotides. The record is from RefSeq and is a predicted model, not a curated record. Lineage: Eukaryota; Metazoa; Arthropoda; Insecta; Diptera; Drosophilidae.